Messenger RNA from Pseudomassariella vexata, 1299 nucleotides. Its product is annotated as phosphoribosyltransferase-like protein. Gene Ontology annotation, cellular component: ribose phosphate diphosphokinase complex; cytoplasm. The transcript has 2 exons. Lineage: Eukaryota; Fungi; Ascomycota; Sordariomycetes; Amphisphaeriales; Pseudomassariaceae. The record is from RefSeq and is a predicted model, not a curated record. Gene Ontology annotation, molecular function: magnesium ion binding; ribose phosphate diphosphokinase activity. The coding region runs from base 1 to 1299 and encodes 432 amino acids. Gene Ontology annotation, biological process: 5-phosphoribose 1-diphosphate biosynthetic process; purine nucleotide biosynthetic process.
AUGGUUAGGAAUAUAGUAAUUCUCGGGGGCAAUUCCCACCCCCAGCUUGUAGACAGGGUCUGCAAUAUGCUAGGUGUGCCCUCCUGCGAUCGGAUUCUUUCCAGCUUCUCGGUGGGAGAAAGCAGGUGCGAGAUCAAGGAUUCGGUUCGAGGAAAGGAUGUCUACAUCAUUCAGUCUGGUGGAGGCAAGGUCAAUGAUCAUUUCAUGGACCUUUGUAUCAUGAUCUCAGCUUGCAAGACUGGGUCGGCGAAGAGGGUUACAGCCGUUCUGCCCCUGUUCCCAUAUUCACGACAACCUGACCUUCCAUAUAAUAAAGUUGGCGCCCCGCUAUCAAAGCAGCCCACCAACCCGAACAAGAGCACGUAUACCUUCGAAAGUGUCCCACCAACUCCUGGCCCAGGAGGUCCCAGGAGUGCUGGCUUCGUGAACGGCAACGGCCUCAACGGCAACGGCAUCGAUGUACUCAGCAAGAAGCUCAGCAAGGCCCGUGUUGCAGACAGCUCCGUCAAUGGGGACUCCCCAACGAAGACCACGAAUGGGGACGGGCAACUGAAACGCAGUGAUUCAACUCGCACCUUCACUACUCACGACUACGAAAACCACUCCUUACUCAACACCUUCCAAGCCAAGCCCGGAUACAAGCAAUGGGUAGCUCAGGCGGGAACGCUGGUCGCCGACUUAUUGACGUGCUCCGGGGCUGAUCACAUCAUUACGCUUGAUUUGCACGACGCGCAGUAUCAGGGAUUCUUCGACAUUCCGGUUGACAACCUCUACGGCCGUCCUCUGUUGAAACGAUACAUCCAACAAAACAUUCCAAGCUUCAGGGAAGCAGUGGUUGUCAGUCCUGAUGCUGGUGGAGCUAAGAGAGCAACUGCAAUUGCCGACAGCUUAAACAUGGAUUUCGCAUUGAUUCACAAGGAACGCCGUCCAACGAAAAUCAUGGAUCGACAAAAUGCCACCAUGAUGCUUGUGGGUGAUGUGGCGAAUCGGGUCUGCGUCUUGGUGGACGACCUAGCAGAUACUUCGAAUACGAUUACUCGAGCUGCGAAGCUCUUAAAGAAGGAGGGCGCAACGAUGGUGUAUGCCCUCCUCACCCACGGUGUCCUCAGCGGAGAUGCCAUUGCCCGCAUCAAUGCGUCAGCCAUUGACAAGCUUGUGGUGACGAAUUCGGUGCCUCAAGAGGAACACAGGCGUCUUUGCCCUAAGAUGGACGUAUUGGAUAUAUCCCCAGCUUUUGCGGAAGCUAUACGUCGUGUCCAUCAUGGCGAGUCUAUCAGCACACUGUUUCAGUAUGACUAA